Molecule: messenger RNA, 2777 nt
Organism: Scleropages formosus (Asian bonytongue)
Lineage: Eukaryota; Metazoa; Chordata; Actinopteri; Osteoglossiformes; Osteoglossidae
Product: CNK3/IPCEF1 fusion protein
Exons: 21
Coding region: 107-2461 (784 amino acids)
Molecular function (GO): protein binding
Source: RefSeq, a predicted model, not a curated record
GUGCGCGCCAGUGUGGGAGUGUCCGGAGGGAGUGUCCCGCUGGCGCUACUCGAGUCCCGAGUCCCGUCGAGUCGCGUCUCCCGUCUCCGGGCUGCGCGACUCCGCCAUGGAGCGCGUCGCGUGCUGGCCUCCCGAGCGGGUGAGCGCGUGGCUCACAGGCCUGGACGCCUCACUGCAGCAGCAGUACCCCUUCGAGGAGUGGCGGCUCUCGGGCGAGGAGCUCCUGAAGGUCUCCUACCUGGAGCUGGAGAAGCUGGGGGUGCGGAAGAUCGGGCACCAGGAGAUCAUCCUGGAGGCUGUGGAGAAGCUCUGCUCACUGACGUACAGCAUGGGUGGGGAGACCCUGCGCGCCGUGACCGAGAAGCUGCGCUCGGUGACGCACUCGCUGCAGAUGAGCACCCAGGGCCGCUGGAGGGUGAACAGCUACAACGGGCAGAGCGCCCCCAAGCUGCCGGUCGGAGAACUGCAGGCCGUGCUCGAUGUGCUCACGGCCGCCAAGGGGCUCUUCUCAUUUCUCAACCGGUACCACUUUACUGCGCUGAGUGACUACGUGACAAGUCAUGACAUCAUCACUCACUGCCAGGCGCUGGGUGCUGUGGUGCAGAAGGAGGCCACGGUGUAUGAGAAAGAGAAGGACAUCAUCUCCAUUUGCCGGCGCCUCGUGGCUGUGUGUGACGACAUCCUGAGCAACACUCCGGAAUUCCUCCUCGACCACACGGCCCACCUGGAGAGCGUGCACCUGGUGCCCGUUUCGCCUGGCGAGCAGCUGGGGAUUGAAAUCACGUCAACGGGGUCCAACGAGCACUACAUCACAGGCACGAGCAGCGAGUCACUAGCCGAAUCCAGCGAGGGAGUCCUGGUCGGGGACGAGGUGAUCCAAGUCAACGGUCAGAUAGUGUUGGGCUGGAGCAGGGCGAACCUGGUGCGAAAGCUUCAGGAGAACCCCGACGGAGUCACCCUGGUCCUGAAGAAGGUCCCAGUGUCCAAACAUCAGGAGAAGCCCCGUGUGACCAUUUCCCCUGAGAAGGAAAAGGAGCAGAGGGACAGGGGUUCCGUGCUCGAGAGGGUCGCGGCCUCCGUGCGAUCUCUGUCUUUCAGGACCGCGGUACAGGGAGGGGAGGCCAAGCAGCCCAUGAGGGGGGAGGAGUUGGAACUGGCUUUCGACAGCACUCGUCCCGACCUCCAGGGGAAAAUCUCCUUCUCAGAGCCUGAGCAGGAGGACACCUCCAACGCCGGAGGCUUCACCGCUUCCCUGCCAGAGGCCUCGGUGGGGACGGGACGGGCGAGCGUCAGCUCCUGCCCCGAGAUGGUUGGACACAAGGAGGAAAGCGACUCAGGGAAGGCGAACACUAAAGGCACACGCACGGCCAUGAGUCGGCGCCGCGUCUCGUGCCGUGAGCUCGGCCGGCCCGACUGCGACGGGUGGCUGUGGAAGAAGAGGAAGGACAGCGGCGUCUUCCUGGCCCAGAAGUGGCAGCGGUUCUGGUUCGUCCUGAAGGGUCCCACCCUCUACUGGUACAAGAGCGAGCAGGAGGAGAAGGCGGAGGGUCUGGUGAAGAUUCCCAGUUACAGCAUCGAGAGCGCCGGAGAACACAAGAGGAAGUAUGUGUUCAAAAUGUGCCACGAACGCUUCCAGACGUUCAUCUUUGCUGCUGACAACGUGAGCGACAUGAGCAAGUGGAUCAAUAGUUUAAUUGCAGCCAUCCAGAAGUACAAGAAGCUCCACAAGGAUCCCCCUGGCAGUGAGGAGGAGUGCUACAGUGAAACGGAACCUGAGGACGAGGGCUCCCAUUCCCCGCGCUCGCACAGGAGCAAGGUGGAUUCUAAAACGCAGAGCAACACACUGCCUCGGUUCAAGGGGAAGAAGAACAAGGAGCCAGUGGGGAGUGGAGGAGGUCUUUCCACAUCAGGGGGGAGCAAAGUUCCAGGGGCAGCAGAGGAUGAGAUGGACAUUCUUUUCCAGCGGCUGAAGCAGGACGGUGUGUCUCCAAUUGGCCACGAGCAGCCAAUUACCCACGACCACUUCCGCAGAUCCUUCAUCCGGCGCAACAAGAACCCAGUCAUCAACGAGAAGGCCCACGCUCUCCGAGCACUGCAGAGCACACUCAAGGCCAAAGAGGCGGAGCUCCAGGUGAUCAACAAGGUCCUAGAGGACACAAAUCUGACCUCUGAGAAGUUCCGCCGGUGGAAGAACCAUAACGAGGACCUGUUCCAGGAAAUCGAGAGGCAAGCACUGGCAAGAGCCCGGCACGAGCUUCAGACGCAGGUGUGCAGGGAGGAGGUUGCCAUGGAGACGGGUGCCGUGAGCGACGGGGUCAGCAGACUGAGUCUGAGUGACGGGGAGCAGCUGGUGGACGCAGAGGACAGUGGAAGCUCUGCCCUGGAAUCGGAAGCUGAACUCUCAGCAUCGACGCACACGGCUGCUGUGGGCACUGCGCCAACCGAGUACUUCUACAUCUGAGCCUCUGCGUGCUCAUUGGUCCUCACCUGCCAGCUUUCUGCAUGCUCAUUGGUCCUCACCUGCCAGCUUUCUACAUGCUCAUUGCUCCUCAUCUGCCGGCUUUCUGCUUGCUCAUUGGUCCUCACCCGCCAGUUCUCUUGGUGCUCAUUGGUCCUCACGUGCCAGCUCUCUGCAUGCUCAUUGGUCCUCACCUGCCAACUCUCUGCGUGCUCAUUGGUCCUCACCUGCCAGCUUUCUACAUGCUCAUUGCUCCUCAUCUGCCGGCUUUCUGCUUGCUCAUUGGUCCUCACCCGCCAGUUCUCUUGGUGCUCAUUGG